Molecule: messenger RNA, 6585 nt
Organism: Tupaia belangeri chinensis (Chinese tree shrew)
Lineage: Eukaryota; Metazoa; Chordata; Mammalia; Scandentia; Tupaiidae
Gene: ATAD5
Product: ATPase family AAA domain containing 5
Exons: 23
Coding region: 397-5784 (1795 amino acids)
Cellular component (GO): nucleus
Molecular function (GO): ATP binding; DNA binding; ATP hydrolysis activity
Source: RefSeq, a predicted model, not a curated record
CUCACAGCCCUCCUCGUCUCUCCACUGCGCAGAGGAGGACACUGGGACGGAGUGGGGAAUCGAAUCCCAAGUGCAGAAUUUGAACCCAGAACUGGUGCCAGAGCCCUGGCCCUUAAAUCGUCCUUGCACUAACUCCCGGCAGCGGCAGGAUUUUGGGGAGGUCACUGUCCUCUAGGGGCCGCUACCCAGAAGCUCUCGUAGUCCAAGGAGGGAGUCAAGAGAGGCUUCAGCGAUUACCAGGGUUGCAACAAGGCUACCAGCCCAAGACAGUGGUUGCCAUGCAAGAAGCGAAGAAAAGAUGACGACCUAUCCUCCUGCAAAACAAUUACAAAAUAUUUAUCACCAACGGGAAAAACUGGAGAUAGGGUUUUCUCUCCACCCAAAUCCAGUAAUAUUAUGAAUUAUUUUCCAAAGACUUCGCCCACAAAUGACAAGACACAGUCAACGAAAGGGUGUAAGACAAAGUUACCUGUACCACUGCUCGUUGACAGGAGAGACUGUAAGACCCCUCUCCAAAGGCGGCUUACAGUCCAACAUAUAGCGUUUAAGAAGAAAGGAAAGAGAAUUAAGUUAUCUCAACAACUAAAUCACAUGAGAAAUGAAAGUGAGUCUCCAAUUGAAAUUAAUAGUGAUGAUAGCAAAGAAGGCUCUAGUUUAAGUAAUGAUUUUGUGGACGAUAGUACUUCUGUUUUACUUGACAAGAAAGAUGUAGAGGUACUUGCAGAAAGUAUUCAAGAUUUCAAAAGUCAUUCAAGUACUAUGACUACUCAAAAAAAUCGUAAGAAAGCAAAUCCUAAAGAAGGGACCACAAAAAGUGAUCAGAAGAAGUUGAGAAAAAGAAAGCACACAGAUGUAAUAGAUCUAACUGAAAAUUUACCUUUGGCCAAGGGAGUAAAUCUUAAAAAAGGUGGUAAAGAUGUUAAACAGAUAAUACCUUCUUUAACUAAUGAAAUCGACAGUACUACAAACGAUGCAAACGCUAGAGCUAAUGUGACUGAAACAGCUCGGUUAACUGAGAGUACAAUCACUGUCUCAUAUGAGGAAUUUUUAAAAAGUCACAAGGAGAAUAAAGUGGAACAGAUACCAGAUUCUACAAUGUCAAUUUGUGUCCCUUCUGAGACUGCUGAAGACAUAGUCAAAAGCGAUGAUAUCAGUGAUACAGAAAACUGUGAAAUUUCCCAGCAGGUACGCUUUAAGACAGUUACUGUUCUUGCACAAGUUCACCCUAUUCCUCCUAAAAAGACAGGAAAAAUACCCCCAAUUUUCUUGAGACAAAAGCCGUGUGAAAUGGAGAGUAGUCUAUCUGAUCCUGAGAAUGAACAGACUGUUCAGAAAAGGAAAUCUAAUGUUGUUAUACAGGAGGAAGAAUUAGAAUUGGCAGUGUUGGAAGCUGGAAAUUCUGAAGCUGUGAAACCAAAAUGCACUCUAGAAGAAAGACAGCAGUUUAUGAAAGCAUUUAGGCAGCCAGCAUCAGAGGCACCUAAAACUGUAGUUAAAAAAUCUUCUGAUAAGCAGAAAGACCUCAAUGAAAAAAUUUUAAAUGAAGAAGGAAAAGACAGUUCUAAAAAAAUCAUGGAAAAUACUAAUAUCCAAAUAGUUUCAAAUAAUGGCAAUUCACAGCCACAUGCUGAUAAAGGACGUUUUUCUAAGGAGAAAAAUAAAAAGCAAAAGAAAAAAGGUAAGAAAACGUUAGGUAUGGGGACUCUUCCAAGUGAAAACAGAGAGGGAAAUACUCAAAAGAAAGAAACAACCUGUUCCUUAAAAGACAGACAGAAUCAACAUAGGCUUAGCAUGAGUUUAAGACAAAAGAAGACAGAAGUUUUCAAAUGCAGCACAUUAUUUAACACUAAAAGUAUUAUUUGUGAAGAUAAAGCAAAUGAUGGUCCUGUAAAGAUUUCCUCCUCUCUGUAUAAAAACAAUAAAUCAUCGAGAAAGACCAGCACACCAGUUAAAGAUGACAAAGUUCUACAUUCUAAAGCCGGACUUGAAGACAGCUUGGGGAAUGUUUUUACACCGAGAUCAACCAGAAGAUCUGUAAGAAGUAACAGCACACCUAUUACAGUAACCAUUAGAGAUACUGAUUCUGAAGGCGAGCAGGAUAAUAGUUCUGUAAAGACUUUAACUCCGAAAGCAGCCAACUUUCUGGAAAAACAUAGCCUGUACACAGCAGAGUUAAUAACUGUACCCUCUGAUUCAGAAAGCCCUAUUAGAAUGAAAUUCACCAGAAUUAGUACUCCAAAAAAAUCGAAGAAAAAAUCUAAGAAAAGAUCUGCCAAAUCUGAAGUAAAUGAUGGAGAUUUUGCGUCUCAGACUAGAAAGGCAAGCAAUGCAUCAAAAAAUAUAUCAAAAGCAAAACAGUUGAUUGAAAAAGCAAAAGCUUUACACAUCAGUAGGUCAAAGAUGACUGAAGAGACGGUGAUACCCUUAAGGCGUUCCUCUAGACACCAGGCACUUCCUGAAAAGAAAUGCCCAGAGACAGAAGACUCUAUAAUAGUAAUAGAUUCAAGUCCUACUUCUUUAAAGCAGCCGGAGAAAAAUCAGAAGAAACUUCAAUGUUUGAAUGAUGUACUAGGAAAAAAAAUGAACAAGUCUCCUAAGAACGUACCUGGAAAAGUGAAAGUUGCUCCUUUAUUUCUUGCCAAAAACGCUCAAAAAACAGCUGAUCCUAACCUUGGUUUUGAUGAAAGCAGUCAAGAUACAUCCGGAAAAUCUCAGGAUUAUGAUAUAGAAUUUAAAGCAAAACGUGACUUUCUAAUGAGUGGUUUACCAGAUUUAUUGAAACGACAAAUUACCAAGAAAGCUGCUGCAUUGGAUGCCUAUAAUGCAGUGAGUACCAGUUUCCAGACAGUUGUUCAUGUACAACAAAAAAAUGAUGGGUGCCAUUUGUGGCAUUUGAAACCACCCUCUUGUCCUCUCUUAACUAAAUUUAAAGAAUUGAAUACUAAACUAAUAGAUUUCUCCAAACGUGUCAUUGCUCUUGGUGAAUUUUCAACACUGAAUUCAAAUUUGAAAAGUACUACUCCUGCUAAUGUGUUUAUGAGGACAAGGAAAGAUUUCACUGAAGAAAUAAGAAAUAUUUUGCUGGAGGAAAUUGGGUGGUCAAACCCUGAAUUUGCUUUGAGAAAAUAUUUUCCAUUGCUUCUAAAAAAGCGAGUUGAAUAUCAGGUGCUUUCUGAGUGUCAUGGUAAUCAAGGAAGUCCACAACUACAGCCUGAUGUCAAUCAAAAGGAAACCAAAAGGAAACGAGUAGAAACAGAAAAUCAUAAAUCAAAGAGAAAAAAAACAAAUGGGUAUUCAGAAAAUUCAAAGAAGAUAAAUGGGAAGCCAGAAGAACAUGAUGAAAGAAACAGCUCUUCUGAAAUAAAACUAGAUUCAUCCAAAGAUUCUGGAAUUGAAGACAUGCUUUGGACAGAAAAGUAUCAACCUCAGAAUGCCAGCGAACUCAUAGGCAACGAGUUAGCUAUAAAAAAAUUACACAGUUGGUUGAAAGACUGGAAAAGAAGAGCUGAACUGGAAGAAAGACAGAAUUUGAAAGGAAGAAGAGAUGAGAAACAGGAAGACUUGUCGGAUAGCAUAGACUUCAAAGGCAGUUCAGAUGAUGAAGAGGGUCGUCUUUGCAAUACUGUUCUUAUAACAGGGCCAACUGGUGUGGGGAAGACUGCUGCAGUGUAUGCUUGUGCUCAGGAGCUUGGAUUUAAGAUAUUUGAAGUGAAUGCAUCUUCCCAGCGCAGUGGAAGACAAAUUCUAUCUCAACUGAAGGAAGCUACUCAGUCCCAUCAAGUAGAUAAGCAAGGUGUAAACUCACAAAAGCCCUGUUUCUUUAAUAGCUACAGCAUAGGCAAGUCGCCAAAAAAAUUAAACUCCCCUAAGAAACUUGUUAUAUCGCCAAGGAAAUUUCCUCCAUCACCAAAAAGUAGUGGACUAAAGCGAACACUUCCUCCUAAAACUUUGGCCAAUUAUUUUAAAGUAUCUUCCAAACCAAAAAAUAAUGAAGAAAUAGGAACACUUCUGGAAAGUAAUAAAGGAACUAAAAAUUCUUUUGAAAAGAAACAAAUUACUCAGACUGAAUCUACAAGCAUAACUAAUUCAAAUGUCAAAGAAUUUGGAAUUGAGGAGUCCAACAGGAAAAAUGCAACAUCUCUCAUUCUUUUCGAAGAGGUUGAUGUCAUUUUUGAUGAAGAUGCUGGGUUUUUGAAUGCAAUCAAGACAUUCAUGGCAACAACUAAACGACCUGUAAUCCUUACUACAAACGAUCCAACAUUUAGCUUAAUGUUUGAUGGUUGCUUUGAAGAAAUCAAUUUCAAUACUCCUUCCCUGCUUAAUGUUGCAAGCUACCUACAAAUGAUCUGCUUGACUGAGAAUUUUAGAACUGAUGUAAAAGACCUUGUAACUUUAUUAACUGCAAAUACUUGUGAUAUCAGAAAAAGUAUCCUUUACUUACAAUUCUGGAUUAGAAGUGGAGGUGGAUUUUUAGAAGACAGGCCAUUAUCCCUUUGUCGAGGAAAUAGCAGAAAUGUACAACUAGUUUGUUCGGGAGAUGUCCCAGAUUCCAAAAAUAACUCUAAAAAUGCUAACAAGAAUCGUAUAAAUCUUCCCAAAUGUGACAUUGGCUGUGCUGAAACCUCGUUUGGCCUUAAGAACGUUUUUUCCCCAUCUGAAGACUUGUAUUCAUUUUUAAAGCACAAAAUCACAACCAAGGAAGAAUGGCAUAAACUCAUCCAGCUUCUUACAGAAUUCCAAAUGCAGAAUGUGGAUUUUUUAUACAGUAACCUUGAGUUCAUUCUACCAAUACCAGUUGAUAUUCUUCCAGAAACAAAAAACCUUUGUGGCUCAUUAGUAACUGUGGAUGCCAGUGCAGCAACAAAAAGUAUGAAAUGUCUUACCAGGAAACCUUCUGGAGAGCAGCCAUUGAGAAAGUCACAAAAAAAGAAACAUAAGAAAAAGAUGGUGACACUAGAUGAUAGUGACUUAUUUGACACUGAAUUGCAUUUCCCUCCUGAGGUUAUUAGCCUGUCUCCUGAACUGUCUUCAUCAAAUUCAGAAGAACGUACAGACAAAGACAAUGAACACAAUCCAGAGACAAAAAACCUAAACCAAUGUUUGGACCCUAACAGUGAGUCUGUAUCUCCUCUUCCUAAAACACCAGCGGAAAAAAAGUGUUCUGCCCUUGUUUCUCAUUGUUUAAAUUCUCUCACAGAGUUCAUGGAUAACAUGUCCUUCUUAGAUGCCCUUGUAACCGAUAUAAGAGAACAAAAGGAAUUUGGUAAAAAUGACUUCAGUUGGACAAAUGGAAAGGUUAAAAGUGGACUUUGUGAUGAGUUUAGCCUUGAGAAUAGUGAUGGAUGGACUUCUCAAAGCUCUGCAGAAUUAAAGGCAGCCACAGAAGCUCUCAGUUUUACUAAAUGUUCUUCUACUAUUUCAAAAGCAUUGGAAUCCUCCUUGAAUGCUUGCAAGAGAUUAGGAAGAGAUCCAACCAGUGAUCUUACUUUUCAUGUUUCACAAAAGCGCAAUGAUGUAUACUUCAGUCAGUCAACGGCUAAUUUAGACAAUGCUUUGAAGAGGGUAGCAGUCAUUAAAAGUGUAUUUUCUAGUCGAUCUCUUCUAAACCUGGGUAAUAGACAAGCUAGUAUAACUGAAUACUUGCCAACUCUUCGAAACAUCUGUAGGACCGAGAAGCUAAAAGAACAAGGAAAAAGUAAAAGAAGAUUCCUGCACUAUUUUGAGGGAAUUCAUCUCGACAUUCCAAAAGAGACUAUGAAUACUUUGGCAGCUGACUUCCCUUAAUAUUCCACCCUGGGCCAGCCAGUAGCAUUAUUGGUUAAGGUGGCUGAAUUCCACAUGGCUGAAUGUGUGGUUUGAGUCCGCGAUCCAGUGAAUUGAGUAAUGUAUGGUCUGGGCUCAUGCGCAUGCAUGCCCAAAAUCUCUGAAGGAGAGAAAGAUGGAGAAGAAGGGAUUGCAGUUACCAUUCCCCUUGGGAAGGUGCUUUCUCACUUUCCCUUUUUCUCUGUCUCUGUCUCCGGAGAACACAUACUCCCUCUGGCAAAUUUUUUAAAAAAAAAUUCCACCUUAAUAAUGCUUUGUACAGAUUAUUAUAUGGUCUUUAAGAUGCAUUUUUGUAUUAUGUUGAUUUUCAUGGAAGGAUUUAUUUCUCAUAAUGUACAUUUAAAACUCUGUAUAUUUCUUAUUGGUGUGCAUAUAUUUAAAAUGAAAAAAAUUGAAUUACAAGUUGUAUAUAUGAUUGUGGUAGUAUUUUUCUUGAAUUUUUUUGUAUUUGAUUUAGCUUUGUUGGAAUAUUUUUUUGUAUGUGAGUGAGCUAUUUCUAGAAGGUAAAGUUCACUGAGCUAGUUCUACAGCUGUUUCUGUGUUAAACUAAUCUACAGUUUUCCCCUUUCCUGUUACUCUUAGUCUCCUCCUCUCAACCAAGUAUAUGUUCUGUGAAAUUUAAAUAUGAAUCACCUAACUUUUAAAAAUAAGUUUACAACAUAUAAAAUAUGAACUUACAUUUGUAAUACAUAUGAAAACUAAGAGGAAAAUUAUGUCAUUUUUCAAAAGGUAGCAUCUUCUUGAUAAAUUUCUUUCUGUUUU